AUGAGAGUUUUGAACGGAGAGGGAGGUGAAGGCAUCUGUGUGGAUGUCCUUGGUGGCAACGCCAUCGGUAAAGGAAGGAUUAGCAGCGGCAUUAGGUCGGGGCGUGACGCCGAAAGGAUUGUUAUCAUCAAAUGUAUUUUGAGUUUGGCUUACCUCUGCAACUGCAAGUACUGUUGCAGGGGAGGCGGCUCUGGUGGCUCCGCAACAUCUGUCAUUAGGAUGGAUUUGUGUAUCCUCAAGCAAUUAUCGGCUCAAUCGUUAGCUUAUGAUCUCAUUGUUUCUCUCAAUGCCGCGGCACCGAGUAAAAUAUCCGUUGUUUUUGCUUUCGGCGACUCAACACUGGACCCCGACAACAACAACCAUCUCGGAACACUCUUCCGAGGCUAUCAUCCUCCGUAUGGACGUGACUUCCCCGGCCACAUCGCAACCGGGAGCCGGCACAUAGACGACUUGACAGCGACCAUUUCCAAUGUGGCUCACAUGUCGACGCAGUUGCGCUACUUCGAGCAAAGCUUGGCUCGGAUGCAGGGUACCGUUGGGAGGGAGGCUCCCAGUCGCAUAGUGGAAGACGCUUUGUUUGCCAUCGGUGUCGGAACUGAUGACAUGAUAUUUAACUUCUACGAUCUACCAACGAGGAGGGGUCAGUUCUCACUUCCGGCAUACCAUGAUUUUCUGCUCCAAAAUUUGGAGUCCUUCGUUAUGGUGAGUGACAAGAUACAUUCAAUCUCUAUUUCUCUGUCUCAACCUUUUCAUAAUAUUGAUCCUCCUCUGACGUAUGAUAUGAAGUGGUUAACUUGUGUUAAUGCAGAGACUUUACAGCAUGGGAGCACGAAGGUUCUCAAUAUCGGGGCUGCCGCAGUCGGGUGUCUGCCGGUGCAACAGACGGUGGAAAGCAUACUGUCAAUGCCGGGGGGCCAUCUGCUGCAGAGGGCUUGUAAUGCUGAAGAAAAUCAAGACUCCCAGGCAUAUAACGCCAAGCUCCAGGCUCUUGUGUUGAGGUUGCAAGCUACGCUCCCUGGUUCCCGGUUCGCGUACAUCGACAUCUACAAUCCAUUGCUGGACAUGAUCUCCAACCCUAGGAAAUAUGGGUUUGUGGAAACAAGGAGAGGAUGCUGCGGAAUGGGACUGGUGGAGAUGGGUGGUAUGUGCAACAGUGCAACGCCGGUGUGCCCUGACGCUUCAAAAUUCGUCUUCUGGGACGCUGUUCAUCCAACUCAAGCCACUUACCAGAUUCUUGCCAACAUCUUUACAGCCACUGUUCUUCCCCGUCUUGUCAGUUAA
This is a messenger RNA of Nelumbo nucifera (sacred lotus), 1281 nucleotides long. Lineage: Eukaryota; Viridiplantae; Streptophyta; Magnoliopsida; Proteales; Nelumbonaceae. The record is from RefSeq and is a predicted model, not a curated record.